Molecule: messenger RNA, 1515 nt
Organism: Trichoderma harzianum CBS 226.95
Lineage: Eukaryota; Fungi; Ascomycota; Sordariomycetes; Hypocreales; Hypocreaceae
Exons: 2
Coding region: 1-1515 (504 amino acids)
Source: RefSeq, a predicted model, not a curated record
AUGGCGGUCGCUGAGGAAGAGUCGCCCCAACCAAGGCAACUACCCGAGUUUGAUGCUGCUUUUCGGGAUACGACAUCCGCCUGUUAUUUCCAUCACAUCAUCGAUGUUACCGAUGCUACCCUCCGCGUUGAAGUGCUUGGUCCAAACCUCGCCUACACUUUUCGACACGAGCGCGCAAAAGAGCUGCGUUUAGCCGCCUCCGUCAUCUCUAAGCGUCUGGAGGCCAAAGUGACGGGGUUCCUCGCCCUUCGGACUGGCAGAAACCAGAAGCGGGUUGUCUUGGCCUGGGCACAGAGCGGGCAUGGGAUCAGCCGUCUAGGCGACCUGCUCGAUCCCGAUCCCAGUGUGCUUCCCAACGACUUAUGGACGAAGAGGGCCAUCAACAUGGGCCGCGCUCUCUCUCUGCGCAUGAACCGACCCUAUGAUGGGAUCGUCACUCGAACUAUGGGUGUGCGAAUGGAUGGCGUAUUUCAGGGCAGCCACGUCGAAGUGAAGCUCGCGGUGCAUGCCAUUUGCAUCUUGCUGAGUAGCUUUGGCAUCACGCAAGACUUGGAUAACGUUUCGCCUGAGCACCUGAGGGCGCUACGACAUGCAGCUUGGGAUGACGGCUCGAAGCCUGCAUUCGAAAUAUACUUUUCUCGCAAGAACUGUUCUUUCUGCGGCAAGUUUAUGAGGAGGCUGCAGAAUGCCACGGGAAUCACCCUCAAACUUAUAUGGAGAGACCGGCUGGUGAAAAAAGUGUAUGAAAACAGGAGAAUGGACAGCAGUCGGGCAAAUCCUCCGCAGUCGCAAGAUGCCAUUCAACUCGACUCCGACACUGUCAUGACAGAUGACGUUCAUGUUAUUGAGACUAUCGAUCUCUCUAGCGACCACCCCGUCAAUUCCGAGGUUGUUAAUCUUACCGUCGACAGCAACACCAUCACCGACUCGCCUACGCCCGAACAAGGCCUCAACACACGCGCCCCGACGGACACAUAUAUCGAAGGCCUGGCAUAUUGUGUCGGCCAAAUUGACGAGUGCCCCGCAAGCGCCCGAGAUGCCAUCUUGACUCUUGCCGCUCAACAGCAGCAGCAGCGCAAGGCCACGAACCUCGAGAACAUCAACAAGCCUCUCCCCGCUACACCUCAGAUUGCGCCCCCGAGAUAUGCUGCGGCUGCUUCUGCAGAGCCAGAAGACGCACUGGCUAUGGAGACGAUAGAAGCUGCAAUCGAGACGAAUCCCCUGCUUACGCCACCACCUAGCGGAGGCAGACAACAACGCGCCCGUGCCAAUAGCAGCAGACCAAGAACUUCCCGAAACUACACUUGGACUCGCGAUGCUCGCUCACAAGCACCACCUGUACGAAAGGAACAAGUAACGCCGACUCGUCUUCCGAGCAACCACCGCGCCUCGGGCAAAGAUGUCGGAGGCGUGAGAAUCUUUACGGCUGCUCCCCAUCCUCAAGGUAGGAGGGGGUCGACUAUGUGGAUCGAGCUUCCUUCUCGCCGGUGCUCUGAGUCUCCCGAGCCUUUUUGA